Molecule: messenger RNA, 1422 nt
Organism: Akanthomyces muscarius
Lineage: Eukaryota; Fungi; Ascomycota; Sordariomycetes; Hypocreales; Cordycipitaceae
Exons: 2
Coding region: 1-1422 (473 amino acids)
Biological process (GO): ribosome biogenesis
Cellular component (GO): preribosome, large subunit precursor
Molecular function (GO): protein binding
Source: RefSeq, a predicted model, not a curated record
AUGGACUCCUCGACCGCCCAGGUCAAGGUGAUCUUCACCACCAACGAGGCCGACUUGGAACUUCCCGAGACCAAGAGGCAAUUGCUCGUCCCAGCCGACAUCAAGCGCUAUGGCCUCUCUCGCAUCCUCAACUCCGAGUCCAUGCUCGACACCUCCUCCCCGAUCCCGCUCGACUUCCUCGCCAACGGCACCUUUCUCACAACCUCGAUCGAGGAGUACCUCGCUAGCGAGGGCUUCUCCUCUGAAAGCACACUCACGCUGCAGUACGUCCGCAGCCUGCUGCCGCCCUCGUACGAGGCCAGCUUCGAGCACGACGACUGGGUUGGCGCCGUCGACUGCCUGUCAGCCACCUCGGCCGCCGGCCGGCUCGCCGAGGGCCCCGUGCAGGAGCGCGUCGCCAGCGCCUCGUACGACGGCCUCGUGCGGAUAUGGAACCCUCAGGGCCAGGUCGUCGCCACGUCGGCGGCCGGCGCGGGCGGCGGCCACUCGCUGCGCCUCAACGCCGUGCAGUGGCUGUCGGCCAGGCAGGUCGCCUCGGCGGGCCUGGACCGCAAGGUCGUCGUGUGGGACUACGCCGAGUCGGCCGACGGCUUCUCCGGGACGCUCAGGCCCAACAUGGAGCUCUGGGGCCACGGCAAGGCCAUCCUCGCCGUCGACGCGAGCCUGUCGACGCGCCGCAUCCUGACCGCCUCGGCCGACGGCCGGAUCGGCCUGUGGUCGACGUCGAAGCGCACCGCGCCGCAGGCCGACCCCGAGAGCCUCCCCGCCGCGCACACGACGAAAAAGGCCCGGCUCGCCGGCUCCGCGACGACGGCCCAGCGCGGGCCGCUCGCCCUCAUCGCCGCGCACGACGAGCCCGUCACCGCGGCCCUCUUCCACCCGCACGACCCGACGGUCGCGUACACGGCGUCCGAGGACCACACGGUCAAGACCAUCGACCUCACCACGCAGCGCCAGGUGUCGCGCCUCACGACCAUGCACCCGCUGCUGUGCGCCGCCGCGCUGCCCGAGAGGGGCCUCGUCGCCGCCGGCUCCUCGGCGCGCCACAUCACGCUGCUGGACCCGCGCGAGUCGGCCGCCGCGACGGCGGCCAUGACGCUGCGCGGCCACGUCAACAUGGUCGUGUCCAUUGCCGCGUCGCCCGACAACGGCUACUCGCUCGUGUCGGGCUCGCACGACAGCACCUGCCGCGUGUGGGACCUGCGCAGCGCGCGCUCCGGCACCGUCGAGGAGGGCGGCGGCAGCGUCAGCCUACCCGUCUACACGAUCGGCCGCGAGUGGCUCAAGGGCAAGAAGCUGCCCGCGGCCGGCGACGGCGCCAAGGUGCUCGGCGUGGCGUGGGACAAGACCUGGGGUAUCGUCAGCGGCGGCGAGGACAGAAAGGUGCAGAUCAACAGGGGACGGGGCCUGCUGGCGGAGUAG